Molecule: messenger RNA, 1380 nt
Organism: Zonotrichia leucophrys gambelii
Lineage: Eukaryota; Metazoa; Chordata; Aves; Passeriformes; Passerellidae
Product: E3 ubiquitin-protein ligase TRIM39-like
Exons: 6
Coding region: 4-1380 (458 amino acids)
Biological process (GO): protein ubiquitination
Cellular component (GO): cytoplasm
Molecular function (GO): ubiquitin protein ligase activity; zinc ion binding; protein binding
Source: RefSeq, a predicted model, not a curated record
GCCAUGGCCGAGCUCCGCGCCGAAGCCUCGUGCCCGCUGUGCCUCGGGCUCUUCCAGGAGCCCGUGUCCAUCCACUGCGGGCACAACUUCUGCCGGGCGUGCAUCGAGCGCUGCUGGCAGAGCUGCCGGGACAGCUUCGCGUGCCCGCGCUGCCGGGAGGCGGCCCCGGAGCGCAGCCUGAGACCCAACGCGGAGCUGGCCGGCAUCAUCCGCAUCGCGCAGCGCCUCAGCCUCCGCGGCCGGGCCCGCGACGGGGAGCGGCUCUGCCCGAAGCACGGCGAGGCGCUGAAGCUGUUCUGCGAGGAGGAGCAGAGCCCGGUGUGCCGCGAGUGCCGCCGCUCCCCGGAGCACCGGCUGCACGCCGCCGUGCCCAUCGAGGAGGCGGCGGAGGAGCACAAGGAGAAAUUCCAGGCUCACGCGCAGAUCCUCAGGGACCGGAGAGAGAAGAUGCUGGGGCAGAAAGCGGCGGAGGAAGGGAAGAGCUCGGAGCUGCUGGAGCGGGUGGCGGCGGAGCGGCGGCGGCUCCGGUGCCGGGUCCGGGAGCUGCAGCAGCUCCUGGAGGGGCAGGAGCGGCUCCUCCUGGCCCGGCUGGCGCAGCUGGAGCGGGACAUCGAGCGCAGGCGGGAGGAGAGCGUCGGCCGCCUCUCGGAGCGCAUCUCCUCCGUGGGACGGCAGAUCCAGGAGCUGGAGGAAAAGUGCCGGCAGCCGCCCUGGGAGCUGCUGCAGGACAGCAGAGACAUCCUGAGCAGGCUGGAGGAGCAGAGCGCCCCAGAGCAGGUGGAGACCUCAGCAGAGCUGGCAGAGGAACCCACAGGGCUGCCCCAGGAAAAUGUCACCCUCAAGGAGAUGCUGAAGAAAUUCCAAGUCAGCCUGACGCUGGACCCCGACACCGCCCAUCCCCGCCUGGCCCUGUCCGAGGAUGGGCGAUGCGUCCGCUGGGACGACGCCCGCAGAUCCGUCCCCGACCACCCCAAACGCUUCGACUCGUCCCGCUGCGUGCUGGCCCGCGAGGGGUUCACCUGCGGCCGCCACUACUGGGAGGUCCAGGUGUGCCAGGGCUCGGCCUGGGCCCUCGGCGUGGCCAAGGCCUCUGUGGCCAGGAAGGGCCGGGUCAGCGUCAAGCCCGAGCGGGGGAUCUGGGCCGUGGGGCAGUGUGGCAGCCAGUGCCAGGCUCUGACGUCCCCCAGUGUCCCCAUCGCCCUCCCUGAGGCCCCCGAGGUGGUUGGGGUCUACCUGGACUAUGAGGGCGGGCGCGUGGCGUUUUUCGAUGUGCAGAGGGAGCUGCCGAUGUUCGCGUACCCCGCGGCGAGGUUUGGGGGUGAGGAGCUGCUGCCCCUGCUGUGCCUGGGCAGGGGGUGCUGCUUCAGGCUGAGCCCCUGA